Exophiala aquamarina CBS 119918 is the source of this 2076-nucleotide messenger RNA. Its product is annotated as NADPH-cytochrome P450 reductase. Gene Ontology annotation, molecular function: FMN binding; NADPH-hemoprotein reductase activity; flavin adenine dinucleotide binding. The record is from RefSeq and is a predicted model, not a curated record. Gene Ontology annotation, cellular component: cytosol. Lineage: Eukaryota; Fungi; Ascomycota; Eurotiomycetes; Chaetothyriales; Herpotrichiellaceae. The coding region runs from base 1 to 2076 and encodes 691 amino acids. The transcript is spliced from 2 exons.
AUGGCUCAGGUCGACACUCUAGAUAUUAUCGUCCUCCUCCUCCUCCUCGUUGGUAGUGUUGCAUAUUUCACCAAAGGCACCUACUGGGGCGUUCCCAAGGACCCUUAUGCCAGCUCUAAUCUCAAUGGCAGCGCCUCAAAGAAGGGCUCCAGAAAUAUUGUGGAGAAGCUAGAAGAGACUGGCAAGAACUGUGUCAUAUUCUAUGGUUCUCAGACCGGCACUGCUGAAGAUUAUGCCUCCCGUUUGGCUAAAGAGGGCCAUGCUCGCUUUGGUCUCAGUACCAUGACUGCUGACUUGGAAGACUAUGACUUUGAGAACCUCGACACUUUCCCCGAAGACAAGAUCGCCUUCUUUGUCAUGGCUACCUAUGGCGAGGGUGAGCCUACCGAUAAUGCGGUUGAGUUUUGGGAAUUCAUCAAUGCCGACCCUCCUUCCUUCUCCGAAGCCAGCGAAGACAAGCCAUUAGGAAAGCUGAAGUACGUCGCUUUUGGCUUGGGAAACAAUACAUAUGAGCACUAUAACCUGAUGGUCCGGAAUCUUGACAAGAUCCUGACCAACUUGGGUGCUGAAAGAAUUGGCACCGCCGGCGAAGGUGACGAUGGCGCAGGCACAAUGGAAGAAGACUUUCUCGCAUGGAAGGAACCUAUGUGGGCUGCCUUGGCUGAGAAGAUGGGUCUCGAGGAACGCGAAGCCGUUUACGAACCCGUAUUCAGCGUCGAAGAAAAGGAGGACAUGUCUGUCGAAGAUGAUACCGUCUAUCUGGGUGAACCCAACAAGAACCACCUUGAAAAUUCUCAAAAGGGCCCAUACAAUGCCCACAACCCAUUCAUCGCGCCCAUUGCAGAAUCCCGAGAGGUCUUUACCGUCAAAGAUCGCAACUGCCUUCAUGUUGAGGUUGACAUUUCAGGUUCAGGCAUGACAUACACAACCGGUGACCACAUUGCAGUCUGGCCAACCAAUGCUGGCAUGGAAGUGGAUCGUUUCCUCAAGACUUUCGGCUUGGACUCUAAGCGCCACACGGUUAUCAGUCUGAAAGGCCUUGAUCCCACUGCCAAGGUUCCCUUCCCAACGCCCACCACUUACGAUGCCGCCGUCCGAUAUCACAUUGAGAUAUGCGCUCCUGUGUCUCGUCAAUUCAUGGCCACUCUGGCUGCCUUUGCUCCAAACGAGGAGGCCAAGAAGGAAGCCGCCAGGUUGGGUUCAGAUGCCGACUACUUCAAAGACAAGAUAUCGUCUCAGAUGCUCAAUAUUGCCCAGGCUAUCUCAGCGGUGAGCAGUGAGCCCUGGUCUGCUGUCCCCUUCUCGUGUCUUGUUGAAGGUCUGAAUAAACUGCAACCGCGCUACUACUCGAUCUCUUCUUCUUCGGUGGUGCAGCCACAGAAGAUCUCUGUCACUGCCGUGGUUGAGUCUCUUCGCAUUCCCGGUGCUGGUCAUAUCGUCAAGGGUGUCACCACGAAUUAUCUUCUGGCUUUGAAGCAAAAGCAGAACGGCGAUCCGGAUCCAUCUCCCCAUGGCCUCACUUACUCCAUCACCGGCCCCCGCAACAAGUACGAUGGUAUUCACGUUCCGGUCCACGUCCGUCAUUCGAAUUUCAAGCUACCUUCGAAUCCAAACAAGCCUAUUAUCAUGGUUGGCCCUGGCACUGGAGUUGCUCCUUUCCGUGGAUUCGUGCAGGAGCGUGCAGAGCUGGCGAAGAGGGGUGAGGAUGUCGGGCAGACGGUUCUUUUCUUCGGGUGCAGAAAGUCUACAGAGGACUGGCUCUACAAGGAAGAAUGGGAGGCAUACAAGCAAGCCCUCGGCGACAAACUCACCAUCUUCAAUGCCUUUUCCCGAGAACAAGCACACAAAAUAUACGUGCAACACCUUAUCAAACAAAACGGAAAACUUGUCAAUGAGCUUCUACAACAAAAGGCCAACUUCUAUGUCUGCGGUGACGCUGCUCAUAUGGCCCGAGAGGUUAAUGAAGUUCUCGGACAAAUUAUUGCACAAGAACGAGGCAUCGAUGAAAAGAAAGCCGAGCAAGUGGUCAAGAGCAUGCGCAGCAGUGGCGUUUACCAGGAAGACGUCUGGUCGUAA